AUGAAAUCAGCAGAUAAGAUUGGAAAGCUGUUGAUAGCGGGCUUUGAAGGGUACACCGUGACCCCGCAGGCCCGCAAGCUGAUAACGGUGCAUCGGGUCGGCUCCAUGAUUCUGGGUCGGCAAAACUUCCAGGAUUCUGAUCAGAUUAAGGCAUUGAUCCAGGAUCUACAGCGAUUAGCUCAGAAGUCUAAUUACGAAUAUCCACUGAUAUUGGCAGUUGACCAGGAAGGUGGAAUGUGCAAUGCCCUUUUUGACGAGGCGAAAAUCACCCAAUUCCCCGGGAACAUGGCACUGGCAGCGUCGGGCUCGGACGAGAUCUGCUACAGCGUCGGAAAGGCAAUUGGUGAAGAGCUGAUGGCCUUAGGAUUCAAUCUGUUUAUGGGGCCAGUGUUAGACAUCUGCUCCAAGAUGUCCAACCAAAUGAUAGGAGUGCGGUCUUUUGGUAGCUCCGUCGAAGAUGUGUCUAGGUUUGGUGCAGAAUUUGCUCGCGGGCUCAAGGAUGCUGGGAUGAUUGUCAUCGGCAAGCAUUUCCCCGGAAUUGGGUCGAGUUUUGUGGAUAACUUGCUUGAGCUUCCCAUGCUUAUGGAGACCGGUUCUCAGCUUGAAAGUUUCAAUGUGCUUCCAUUCAAAAGUCUAAUAGAUAAGGGACUUGUGCAUGGACUAGCAGCUGGCGGAUGUGCCGUUCCAAAUAUUUCUCCUGACGAAAUUCAUGCGUGUUUGAGUUCUGUCGUCAUCAACAAAAUCUUGCGGAAAAAGCUUCAGUUCCAAGGUGUGGUGCUGAGUGAGUGCCUGGAGCUGGAAGCACUCCAUAGAAAUAUGGGCCUCGGACAGGGUGUAAUUAUGGCUGUUUUUGCGGGCUGUGAUAUGAUCAUGAUAUGCCAUGACCUCGCAUACCAGGAAGAGGCUCUGGAGAGUCUGCACAAGGCGUAUCGGUCCGAAGAAUAUGCUGAGGUGCUCAAGGUUGCCAUCACACGAAUUGAAACUCUUCAAAAAGAAGUUCUUACAUGGCCAAAGGCGCUGGAUCCUCCAAAGAUGACUGAAGCAAUGUGGCUGGAUCACCAGCGACUAUCAACCACAGCCUAUCAAAAAUCGAUCUCGUUAGUACGUGACAACAACUCGUGUCUUCCGAUAACCAAGUUCUUGAAGAAAAAAGAUACCGUGGCCGGUGUUUUGUUGCUAACCCCUCUGGUGACAAAUGUUCAUCCAGAGGCCCACAACUUGUCAUCGCCGUUGCCGGAAGAGGAGGAGAAAGAGCUCGAGGAAUUGUACCAGGGUGAAGAGAUCUUCCGUGAUUUUGGUCAACGAUUAUCGACCUAUGGUGAAGACGAGAAGCUUAAGGUAAACUACAAGGUGUUGCACACCUCCUAUACCGCGAACGGACUCACCAACGUCCACGAAGAACUCAUCGAGAAUUGCAAAGUGAUAAUUCUCGUGACGUCGGAUGCCUCGCGAAACAUGUAUCAGAUUGGGUUGGCUAAACAUGUCUCUGUGCUCUGUGGUGCAAACUACAAGUACUCCAGCUCCAUCAACUCCAAGCCGUUGAUUAUUAUCUCGGUAUCAAGCCCUUAUGACUUUCUUUACCACAACGGUAUUGGAUCUGCAUACAUCUGUACCUACGAUUAUACCACGAACGUUUUGAAACAUUUGCCUGCUGUUUUGUUUGGACUCCUUCAGCCCACAGGUAUGAUUCCUGGCGAACAUCCACGCGGAGGACCAUAUACUCCGCCAGAAGACUCCGUGGCAGUCAAAGACGAGGAAGCAGAAUCUGCCGAUGAGCGUGAGAAGAAAAGGCGCAAGUUUAGCCGUCCCUGGUUGGUGGAACAGUUCGAGCUGGAGCGAGACUUUAGAAGUCUCAUUUCGCUACUCAAGAAUAACGUGACUGCAGAGGACGGAUUCGAACGCAGCACUGGAUCUCGCAGCAUAUCUAAGCUGCACCAGUUACUUGCUAACCGGGACCAGAAGCACUUUGUGGUGAGAAACUCAAGUUUGAACGUGAUCUACGGGAUAUGCAUCACGUGGGUGUUUCAAAACCGUCAGACGAAAAAUAAGUCAAAGCCGAAGCCAAAGAGAGAUGAUAAUGAAAGCGGCAGUGAAGAAGAAGACGAGCAAGAAGAUGAGGAGACACACCCCGAGGAAGAGCAGGAGGAUCCCGAAAGAGUUGGUUCGAUAGUCCUGGUGGUAGUGGACAGAAAUAAGAGACGUCAGUCCAUUGGAGAGUUGCUGCACGCCCACGCGAUGGCAUAUCUGGACGAAAUGAAGUGCCAAAAGGUGCGCCUAGGUUCAGAUUUGCCACUGGUGUAUUUCCCAGCGGAUGACGUUCAAAGCGAGACGGCAUCAAGUUUUUUCAACAGCGUGGGUUGGAAGGGCCAUCUCAUAACCGGACCGACUGAAAAUAAAUGUCAUAUACUGAGACUGGAACUUGGUAAUUGGUCGGUUGGUGAGAGACUCGUGCGUCAGCUCCAGGUGGUGGGAAUCAGGUUCGAAAUCCGUCGAGAAUGUGCUGAUGUGUUGAAGUUGAUAGACUGCACAGGGAUAAAGGGCAAAGUAUUGAGAUACCUCUACUCGGCUGUGGCCCAGCGGCUUGCGAGUAGUGAGACGUCCCACUUGACCGUGAUAUCGGCCGUCGAGCCUAGCAGGAAUUCGGUGGUUGGGUCAUUGGUGGUGUAUAACAGUCGUUCAUGGUUGUCGCAGUUCUAUCCGUUUAUUGACAGUGCUUUCGAGGACGAGGAUGAAGAUCUGGGAGUCACUCCCAAACGGCGUGGUGCUGCCCAGAAAACUGUUGGUGGGUUGACAGGGCUUUUCAUUGAUCCUGAAUUUGACAAUCUCCGGGAUGUGUUCAAGCUAGGGUUGAUCUGCACAGGGGUUAGCUAUUGUAAGAGACAGACCGGAAUGGAGAGAUUGGUAGUCGACGGAAUUGAGGAUGCACAACUUGCAGAGCUGAAGGAUAGUGGGUUUGAGGUCUGGAAGACUUAUAAGUCUGACUAUGGUGAGAUGAAGGUGGAAGGAGCUAGAAUCGAGACGCAGAAGGUGAGCGCAGAAUCAGACUAA
This is a messenger RNA of Kuraishia capsulata CBS 1993, 3048 nucleotides long. RefSeq lists its product as uncharacterized. Gene Ontology annotation, biological process: carbohydrate metabolic process; peptidoglycan turnover. NCBI's taxonomy places the organism in Eukaryota, Fungi, Ascomycota, Pichiomycetes, Pichiales, Pichiaceae. The record is from RefSeq and is a predicted model, not a curated record. Gene Ontology annotation, molecular function: hydrolase activity, hydrolyzing O-glycosyl compounds. The coding region runs from base 1 to 3048 and encodes 1015 amino acids. The transcript has a single exon.